Messenger RNA from Ostrinia nubilalis (European corn borer), 816 nucleotides. RefSeq names its product troponin C, isoallergen Bla g 6.0101 (gene TpnC41C). The transcript has 6 exons. The coding region runs from base 217 to 678 and encodes 153 amino acids. Gene Ontology annotation, cellular component: myosin II complex. Gene Ontology annotation, molecular function: calcium ion binding. The record is from RefSeq and is a predicted model, not a curated record. NCBI's taxonomy places the organism in Eukaryota, Metazoa, Arthropoda, Insecta, Lepidoptera, Crambidae.
CUUAAAAGCGACUCGCGCCGCGCGACAUCGUGAAUCGCGGCCUGUAACAGGAGAUGAACCUGUGUCCCCGUGAGACCGAGCCAACCUGGGUGACAUCGGCUCGCGGUUUCGAUCAGUCGCACAGUCUAUUCAGAUAAAAGGACUCGUGUUCCUACUCCUCUGGUUCACCAUAGCAUACUCUUUCAUCCAAUUCCUGUGAACAAGUGAUUGUGAAAAAUGGAAGAACUUAACAAGGACCAAAUUGCCAUCUUGAAGAAGGCCUUCGAGGCGUUCGACCAGGAGAAGAAAGGCUGCAUCGGCACCGUGAUGGUGGGCACCAUCCUCGGCAUGCUGGGCCACCAGGUCUCCGACGAGACCCUGAAGGAGAUCAUCGAUGAAGUUGACGUGGACGGUUCGGGAGAGCUGGAGUUCGAGGAGUUCGUAACCCUGGCUUCCAGGUUCAUGGUUGAAGAAGAUGCGGAAGCGAUGCAGCAGGAACUUAAAGAGGCAUUCCGGUUAUACGAUAAGGAAGGUAACGGCUACAUCACGACGGCUGUGCUUAGAGAGAUCCUAAGGGAGCUGGAUGACAAGAUCAGCGCCGAGGAGCUCGACAUGAUGAUUGAGGAGAUUGACUCUGACGGCUCGGGAACCGUUGACUUUGAUGAAUUUAUGGAGGUCAUGACAGGCGGUGACGACUAACUUCAACCAACAUCCAUCACCUUAUCCAAAAGAACCAUCCAAACCCCACAGAUGUGGUCGUAAUGUUAUGUUAAAAAUUAAGUUAUUGUUAAUUUAUUGUUAAGCUAUUUUUAAUAAACCAACAUUUUUCAUAAGUAA